Messenger RNA from Coregonus sp. 'balchen', 26540 nucleotides. The record is from the annotation of a GenBank genome assembly. Lineage: Eukaryota; Metazoa; Chordata; Actinopteri; Salmoniformes; Salmonidae.
ACAGUACUCAGUGUACUCUCCAGCCAUACAUUUUUGAACAUGCUCAGACUGGUCGUGAGGGAUGAAUCAGAGCUCUGGAUGUCUGAGUCCAUGGUCUGGAGGUACAGGGCAGAACAUGGUGAUCAGUUGACUGUUCACUGACUCAUAAAUAAGCAUUUUGAUGGAGACAGAAGGAACCAUUGAGCCAGCCAAUGACACAGCCUAACUGACUGACUGUGAGUGUUCAUGAGUGUUCUCAAUUAUAGGGCUGGUGACGUUCUAAUUCCAUUAUUCCAUUACGACUAAUGAGGGUCCAAUCAGGAGGGUGAUCCAAUGCCAAGUCAUCCCCUUCUCAGUAAGCCACUCUGUCAUUGGUCCAGGGCAGCUGUGGAGCUGAUGAUGAUAAUUAUGAUGAUGAUGAUGAGGAGGAGGAAGAUAAACAGCAGGAGGAGGAGGGCUUGCCUCGCCUCUCUCCUCUCCUCUCUCAUUUCCCCCCAUCCAGACCACCCUCCAUCUGUACUGGCACAUUCUUCCUUCCUCUCACACCCAGCCAUGCGAUGGGGAUUGUGACUUGUCUGUUAUUAAAAAGGAAUGCUCUGAAACAGGGGAUUUGAUUCUGUCUCUGUUUAUGGGGCUAAAGAAAUCUGGGGCUUUUUCCAUAAGCCCAGUUGAGCUCCUAGGCAGGAACAAAAGUAUUUUGUCUUUUUCACUCUUUUCUUUUUUUCUUUAUCAAUCCCUCGGCUCCAAAUCCUCCCGAGCGAGCAGAGAAAGAAAGUCAUAUAAAGACCUUUAUUCAUGGUCUCCCCAUCUGGUUUUAUCCUUAGCUUUUGGAUCUGAAUACAUUUUAAAGUAGACGAAUGACAACGGCGUUGCCAAUGUAUUCACUGUUAUAUGCAGAUGUGAGUCUGAGUCUUAGCUCUGAGAUGUUAAGCAUAUGCGGUGGGGCAAGAGAGAGAGAGAGGAGCACUGUUCACUGUUCAAGGCUGUAUGGAUGGGUUAGGGUUAGGGUUAGGGCUGCAUUGCCUGGCUGGUUGGCUGGUGCUCUAGUCGACUGGUUUAGGCUGGUUUUAAGAGGCUGAUCUCCCCGGCUCUCUCUGCUGAUCUCCCCGGCUCUCCCAAAUGGCACCCUAUUCCCUAUGAGCCCUGGUCAAAAGUAGUGCACUACAGUGCCUUGCAAAAGUAUUCAUCCCCCUUGGCGUUUUUCCUAUUUUGUUGCAUUACAACCUGUAAUUUUAAUAGAUUUUCAUUUGUAUUUCAUGUAAUGGACAUACACAAAAUAGUCAAAAUUGGUGAAGUGAAAUGGAAAAAAUUAUUUGUUUCAAAACAUUCUAAAAAAUAAAUAACGGAAAAGUGGUGCGUGCAUAUGUAUUCACCCCCUUUGCUAUGAAGCCCCUAAUUAAGAUCUGGUGCAACUAAUUACCUUCAGAAGUCACAUAAUUAGUUAAAUAAAGUCCACCUGUGUGCAAUCUAAGUGGCACAUGAUCUGUCACAUGAUCUCAGUAUAUAUACACCUGUUCUGAAAGGCCCCAGAGUCUGCAACAAGCAAAGGGCAUCACCAAGCAAGCGGCACCAUGAAGACCAAGGAGCUCUCCAAACAGGUCAGGGACAAAGUUGUGGAGAAGUAAAUGACUAAGUACAGAUCAGGGUUGGGUUAUAAAAAAAAUAUCCGAAACUUUGAACAUCCCACGGAGCACCAUUAAAGUGAAGCAUGGUGGUAGCAGCAUCAUGCUGUGGGGAUGUUUCUCAUCGGCAGGGACUGAGAAACUGGUCAGAAUUGAAGGAAUGUUGGAUGGCGCUAAACACAGGGAAAUUCUUGAGGGAAACCUGUUUCAGUCUUCCAGAGAUUUACAUUUACAUUUUAGUCAUUUAGUAGACGCUCUUAUCCAGAGCGACUUACAGUUAGAGAAUACAUUUUUAUUUUUUUAUACUGGCCCCCCGUGGGAAUCGAACCCACAACCCUGUCGUUGCAAACACCAUGCUCUAUCAACUGAGCUACAUCCCUGAUUUGAGACUGGGACGGAGGUUCACCUUCCAGCAGGACAAUGACCCUAAGCAUACUGCUAAAGCAACACUUGAGUGGUUUAAGGGGAAACAUUUAAAUGUCUUGGAAUGGCCUAGUCAAAGCCCAGACCUCAAUCCAAUUGAGAAUCUGUGGUAUGACUUAAAGAUUGCUGUACACCAGCGGAACCCAUCCAACUUGAAGGAGCUGGAGCAGUUUUGCCUUGAAGAAUGGGCAAAAAUCCCAGUGGCUAGAUGUACCAAGCUUAUAGAGACAUACCCCAAGAUACUUGCAUCUGUAAUUGCUGCAAAAGGUGGCUCUACAAAGUAUUGACUUUGGGGGGGUGAAUAGUUAUGCACGCUCAAUUAUUCUGUUUGUUUGUCUUAUUUCUUGUUUGUUUCAUCCCAAAAAUUAUUUUGCAUCUUCAAAGUGGUAGGCAUGUUGUGUAAAUCAAAUGAUACAAACCCCCCAAAAAUCAAUUUUAAUUCCAGGUUGUAAGGCAACAAAAUAGGAAAAAUGCCAAGGGGGGUGAAUACUUACACAAGGGAAUACGGUGCCAUUUGGGAUGAAUCCUUUGCUGUCACACACAUCACAUUCUGUAGUUGGUGUGGAUUCAGUAAUCUCCACGAGGCCCCGGCCACCAUCCAUCAGAGUCUUAAGCCUCCUCUCAAUUCAACAUCAAAGCUUCUCUCUCUCUCGCUCUCUCUCGCUCUCUCUCGCUCUCCACACAGCACCGUAACGAAGCAAGCCUUCGUUUGAUUGAAACCCCUGCGUUUUUUAUGCCAUCGCAUCACUCCUUAUUAGCGUCAGCUUGGCCUGUCGGAGAGAGAGAGGCUAUGGCCCGUUAAAUACUAACAGUGCAGCGUAACCUCGCCCUCCGCUACUGGAGGCCUCUCCUACGUGCCCUCCUCUCCUCCGCCAGUUGCCCACCAGUCUUUCCUCUCCUCCUCCUCUGUUCUGGCUGGGGGGAUGAGAGGCAUGGUUUAAGUGGCCUCCAUAGGGGCAGUCCAGCAGAUGGAAGGCAAGUCAAGAGGACGACUGUUGUUUUUGUCUCUGCAUGAGGGACCGGUGAGCCGAAACAGAUAUUUUCUGUCUUCUCUCUCAGAGUGGGGGCUACCGCAACUAAGAGGCCACGUCUGAACUGCUGAAUCAAUCCAGACCCAGACCAAUAGAGCUCCAGCCCUGUUAGACAAGCUUGACGGGACAUGGACCAGUCUAUUUAAGGGGAUCCAUGGGGAGAUGGGUGGUUCAGGUCAGGAUGUCCUGGUUGUUCAAAGGAGUAGGUGUCCCACACGGACAGGCAGCGCCAGGAGAAUGGGUCUGCUUCUUUCAGACAGACAUACAUACACGGUCAUGGUAGAGAGAAAGCGUGAUGCUAGACAGACAGACAGACAGACAGACAGACAGACAGACAGACAGACAGACAGACAGACAGACAGACAGACAGACAGACAGACAGACAGACAGACAGACAGACAGACAGACAGACAGACAGACAGACACACACACACACACACACACACACACACACACACACACACACACACACACACACACACACACACACUGUCCACAGUUCUGAUAGAAAACAGUGUAACCGUUCUCUAACCUUGAUGCUUGGAAAGCUCCUUCUCUUUAGUCUGUUCAGCAUCACAGUCCUUUCAGCCGUAUAGACUCUGUUCUGACUCCCUUCUUCCAAUUGCCUCUUGGCCCUGUUCCCCCUGUCUGGCAGCCGGCUCGGGAAAAUAUAAUAACCAUCAGUAAUGUUACAGCAGUUCAUGAUUACUUUAUGAUUACAUAAUUUUUUUAUGCUACUAUUUGAAAUUCAAUAUAUAUCUUCUGUUUUGAAUAUUAUGAGGAGGCCUAUUCCAUUCAAUAUUCACCUUUAUCCAAUAAGCUCUUGUCUCCCCAUCACAGGAAAUUAAGUUGUCCUGUUUUAUUAAUAGAAUAUAAUUCUGUACUUCUGCUGUUUAUUACAUUUCAGUCAUAGUUAAAUGAGGUGCAGGCUAAAGGUGUUUUCCAAUAGCAGGCUUGUAUUUUUAACUAUUUUAUGUCAUCAGUAAUUGGACUUGCAGAACAGUACUCUUUGCACUAAACCCAAAGUCUUACUGUAUGUACGGUAUGUACGGUAUGUACUGUAUGUACGGUAUGUACUGUAUGUACUGUAUGUGCCAUUAAACUUUACUGACCAUUCCCUGGACUCAUUCAGGUGGACUUGGGUUUCCUCCGGUUCGUGUCAGCCAUCGGAACACAGGGGGCCGUUUCCCAGGAGACCAAGAAGACCUACUGGGUCAAGUCCUACAAGGUGGAUGUCAGCUCUAACGGAGAAGACUGGAUCACACUGAAGGAGGGGUCAAAACAGAAGGUAAGAGAGAUUACUCCUCACCCACUCUCUACCCCACUGCCUACCUCUUACGUUGCAUGGUAUCAUAAGCACAUCAACUUUUCCUAUACUUCAGCACUGUAUGUGGGGCGGCAGGUAGCUUAGUGGUUAAGAGCGUUGUGCCAGUAACCGAAAGGUCGCUGGUUCUAAUCCCUGAGCUGACUAGGUGAAAGAUCUGUCGAUGUGCCCUUGAGCAAGGCACUUAACCCUAAUUGCUCAUGUAAGUCGCUCUGGAUAAGAGCGUCUGCUAAAUGACUAAAAAUAAAAAAUAAAUAAAAAUAUGUAUUACUGCAGUAAUACUAUAAUAAUGUAUUAAGGCAUCAACUCUAGUUAAGACCCAUUUCUCAGGAGACCAACAGAGCUGUGUCACAAUGGCCAACCAGACCCAGAAAGCCAGACAUGUAAACUAACAUUUACAUUUUGGUCAUUUAGCAGACACUCUUAUCCAGAGAGACUUACAGUAGUGUCUAUACAUUUCCGUACUUUCAGCCAGAGUUGAAUUGUGCUCUCCUCCUUAGUAUUGGCUUGGAACUCUGCCUCAACCACACCAUAUCUCAACAAAAGGGGAAUGCCCCUGGUCUGGUCUGGUCUGUGUUAAGUUCUGUCUCUGUGGAACAACGUUUUCCCCACCAUACUAUUAGGUUCUUAGCUUGAUAUGCUAAUGCAGAGAGCGUUGUGUGAGAGACUGUUUACAGUGCAUUACUACUGCCUCUCUCAUGAAGACACUACAGUAGUCAUUUAGUUGGAUGAAGUCAUUGUUUAGUGUGUGUCAGGCUCUGGUUAACAAAGCCUUUAAUAAACCAGGAGUGACAAGGAUGAAUGGAAUGGGGAGGAGGGAGAGAGAGAGAGAGAGAUAGAGAUGAAAUGGAAAAGAGGAAAGGUUCCAUGUUUGAGCAGCUGGUAGAGGUGGGUCAUAGUGAAAGAGAGAGAGGGAGUGGGAGAGAGACUUGACCAACGAUCGGACUGGAUCUAACGAUCGAUCAGUGAUCAGCCUGUGAAACAGACCAGAAGGCUCUCCGUCUGUAAACAAACCUCUCUUUGUGGGUGCUCACACUCCACAGGGCCAUCAAGAGGUUCGUUUGACCGGUCUAAGGAUCUGUGUAAACUGUAAAUAGUCACCAUUGUGUGUGUGUGUGUUUGUGUCAAAGUGUGAGUGUGUGCUAGUCACAAGGACAGCCACAUUUUCCCCAGAGUGGUCAAAGCGGCUCUCUUUGUGCUUGUGCGUGUGUCUGUACUAUAUCCCCCUCCCCAUGCCCCUCAGGCCCAAUUAUUUUACGACCUCUCCAAAGUACACAGUUUUCUUUUUAAAGCAAGGUGAUGUGAAAAGCCCUGUCUCUCUGUUCCGGCCUCUAAAGUGCUUUUGUGAGUAGUGGGUCCCAUUUACUAGGUGCUGAGCCUGCAGUUUGGAGCUUUAGCGUGAUGGUGAUGGUGCUAGCUAGCUGGAAAAAGCCAUUUAAUAGUUAUUGGUGCGACAGAGACGCCAGAGAGAGAGAGGAGCGCCGACCGGCGUGACAUAUAGGAGAGUGGAUGACUCAUUUGACAACUAUUAUCCAGGAAACGGAGAGUGGGAUGUAGGGACAGUGAUAGAGAGGCUCUUGGGCGGACUAAUGGUUCCAUUGGCCCUGCUUGCUGGAGUUUUAGCGCUGCCACCAUCACGUUCACUUCAGCCCAGAUUAGCUUCACUACAAGCUACUGCUUGGCUAGCACUCUCCUGCCACGGGAUUCACACCACCGUACCACUGGAUGCCUACAGAGUGCAGAGUCAGAAAGGUCACACCGUCACUGUGAGACUUAGCCAGGGUGAGAUGUGAUGGACUGUAGGGUGUUGUCAGUGUGUGUGUGUGUGUGUGUAUGUGUGCAUGCAUGUGUGAACGUGCGUGUCUCAGUUUGAUGAUACAACUGUAGGGAGAAGAUGGUUGAAAUUGUCACAAUAUUUGGUGCAUUAUGAACUGUGGUAAAUAUGGUUAAUAUAAUACAUGUAUGAUAUCUAAGUAUGAAACACUAAUUUCCAUAUACUAUACAUGCUCAGGAAAUGAUACAGUAUAUAGUAUAUAGCCUAAAGACCAUAGCCUAAUACCAACAUUGGAGGGAGGCUGACCUGAAUAUUGCCUGUGCCCUGUCAUUGCUCUCUGUUUCUGGGGCACUAUGUGAGGCGAGGGCCAAGGCCUCAGUUGGCCCAGUAGUCUCCUGGUGGCUCUACUACUACACUAAACAAACUCUGUGAAUAAUUAACAUCUCCUCUCCUCCCAGGUUUUCCAAGGGAACACCAACCCCACUGACGUCGCCAGGACGAUGCUUCCCAAACCCACGCUCACCCGCUUCAUCCGGAUCCGGCCUGUCGCCUGGGAAACAGGCAUCGCUCUGCGCUUCGAGGUGUACGGCUGUAAAAUAUCAGGUCAGUACCAUUAUGUUAAAUGUUUUAUUCACGUCGGCCAUGGAGAAGGAGAGUCCACAGUCCUUGGUAGCGGGCCGCGACGGUGGCACUGUGUUAUCCUCAAAGCGGGCGAAGAAGGUGUUUAGCUUGUCCGGAAGCAAGAUGUCAGUGUGGCUGAAAUAGCCGAAUCCACUCAUUUGAAGGGGUGUCCACAUACUUUUGUAUAUAUAAUGUAAUACCAUAUAAGCCUACUGUAGCAUAGUAGGCCUAUAAUACAGUAUGUAACACCAAAAACACCUCCUCAGUCAUUUCUUAUCUGAAGCUGAAAAGUCAAAUAUUUUCCUCAUGCGGCCAAACCUCAACAGUGCACGCACUACAGCACGAUUCCCCAACUGGCGGUCCGCAGGGCCGCGGGUGGUUUUAAUGUUCCAAAUGUUUUGGGGGGGGGACAUAAAAUACUGUAAAAACACCUUGAGAUCAGCUCCAAGUGAUUUUAAUUUGAGAAAUCUGUUCCCAAGUAUUCCCACGCAUAAUAGAGAGGCAUGUGAUCGUAUACAAAUGUAAGCAAGGUUUGAAAUGAUUAUGUUUAAGCCAAAUAUGAUAUCUGUUUGGGAUUUUUGCUGUCAAUUUGCAGUCAAAUGAUUUGAAAUUAUUUUCCAGCCCCCCGACAAUCCGUUCAAGAAAAAAUCGUCCCGAGGCUGCACUACAGGCUUUCAUUGAAACAAAAUAGGCCUACAAGAAAUGCUGAUAUACAGUGCCUUUUGUAUGGCAACAAAAUAGGAAAAAUGCCAAGGGGGGUGAAUACUUUCACAAGCCACUGUAGUAGUUUGUUAACACCAUCUGCUUUAAUUAGCUCGCCAAACAGUUAUUCAAGAAGGUCUAAAUGCAUAUUCCCAUGAAACUGAUUGAGAUCAAAUGAUUGGCAUGCAGUUUGGACAUUUCAAAGGGAAAAUUAUCAUUCACGAUUGACGAUUGACAGUGAUAAUGGCCUACCUCGAAAUUAGGUAUGCCUAACUUGGUGUUUGAGGUUAUUAAAAAUAUAACAUUUUGUUGAGACAAAUUGGAGGAUGCAUUUUAUGCACCUACUCUAUAAUGAUAUUUAAUCUGUUAUUAUGUCAUUUCAUAAUUUUUUUGCGCUCCCUAACCUAAAAAAAAUAGCACUACACCACUGCUCCUCGGCUUUCUGAAGGCCAUAGAGAUAAACCAAGUAUAUCCCAUAUGCAUUGGAGUCACGUCUUUCCUGACAUUUUAUAGAUUGUUUCUAGCAUAAAGCAUUGCAGACUAAAGCUAAUUAUAAAUCGCUUUAUAUAGUCAGGUCCCUUUAAUUCUAUAUUACAAUCAAUUAUAUCAGUAGCAAGCUUUGGACCCCAGGAAAAGUAGCUGCUACCUUGGCAACCGCUAAUGCGGAUCCGGAAUAAAAUACCAACAAAAAUAACUUCAGUCCUCCUUGUCAUCUUCACGCUCUCCCUCUCAAACUGAACAGGACAUCAAUAGGCCUAGUCCGUGCGCACAAAUAUUGAAUUUUUUGGACAAAUUGACUCGCCUCCUGAAGUGCCACCAUACACAGUACAGUACACCAUACACAGUACAGUACACCAUACACAGUACAGUACACCAUACACAGUACAGUACGCCAUACACAGUACAGUACACCAUACACAGUACAGUACACAGUACAGUACACCAUACACAGUACAGUACACCAUACACAGUACAGUACGCCAUACACAGUACAGUACACCAUACACAGUACAGUACAGCCAUACACAGUACAGUACACCUACACAGUACAGUACACAUACAGUACCAUACCAUAUCACAGUACAGUACACCAUUACACCGUACAGUAACAGUACAGUACACCAUACACAGUACAGUACACCAUACACAGUACAGUACACAGUAACAGUACCCAUACACAGUACAGUACACCAUACACAGUACAGUACGCCAUACACAGUACAGUACGCCAUACACAGUACAGUACACCAUACACAGUACAGUACACCAUACACAGUACAGUCAAUAGUUAGGCAGCACAAUAGGGUCAAUAAGAGCAGGGCUCAUGAUUGGGAACGCGUAUCUCAAAAAUCUAAUCAAAUCAAAUUGUAUUGGUCACAUGCGCCGAAUACAACAGGUGCAGACAUCACAGUGAAAUGCUUACUUACAGCCCUUAACCAACAGUGCAUUUAUUUUUAACAAAAAAAGUAAAAAAAUAAAACAACAACAAAGAAAGUGUUGAGAAAAAAAGAGCAGAAGUAAAAUAAAAUAACAGUAGGGAGGCUAUAUAUACACUGCAUUACACACUACAUCUACUGCAGUGUGUAAUGCAGUGUAGCCUAGUUUUAUAUACAGUGCAUUCGGAAAGUUUUCAGACCCCUUGACUUUUUCCACAUGUUCUUACGUUACAGCCUUAUUCUAAAAUUGAUUAAAAAUUUUUUUUUACUAAUCAAUCUACACACAAUAGCUCAUAAUGACAAAGCAAAAACAGGUUUUAUGAAAUUUUAGCAAAUAUAUUAAAAUGAAACAACAGAAAUACCUUAUUUACGUAAGUAUUCAGUCCCUUUGCUAUGAGACUCGAAAUUGAACUCAGGUGCAUCCUGUUUCCAUUGAUCAUCCUUGAGAUGUUUCUACAACUUGAUUGGAGUCCACCUGUGGUAUGUGCAAUUGAUUGGACAUUAUUUGGAAAGGCACACACCUGUCUAUAUAAGGUCCCACAGUUGACAGUGCAAACCAUCUCAAUUUGGUUGAGGUCGGGGGAUUGUGGAGGCCAGCACUCUCCUUCUUGGUAAAAUAGCCCUUACACAGCCUGGAGGUGUGUUGGGUCAUUGUCCUGUUGAAAAACAAAUGAUAGUCCCACUAAGCCCAAACCAGAUGGGAUGGUGUAUCGUAGCUUUGCUGGUUAAGUGUGCCUUGAAUUCUAAAUAAAUCACAGACAGUGUCACCAGCAAAGCACCCCCACACCAUAACACCUCCUCUUCCAUGCUUUACGGUGGGAAAUACACGUGCGGAGAUCAUCCAUUCACCCACACCGCGUCUCACAAAGACAAAUUUGGACUACAGACCAAAGGACAAAUUUCCACCGGUCUAAUGUCCAUUGCUCGUGUUUCUUGGCCCAAGCAAGUCUCUUCUUCUUAUUGGUGUCCUUUUGUAGUGGUUUCUUUGCAGCAAUUCGACCAUGAAGGCCUGAUUCACACAGUCUCCUCUGAACAGUUGAUGUUGAGAUGUGCCUGUUACUUGAACUCUGUGAAGCAUUUAUUUGGGCUGCAAUUUCUGAGGCUGGUAACUCUAAUGAACUUAUCCUCUGCAGCAGAGGUAACUCUGGGUCUUCCAUUCCUUUGGCGGUCCUCAUGAGAGCCAGUUUCAUCAUAGCUCUUGAUGGUUUUUGCGACUGCACUUGAAGAAACUUUCAAAUUUCUUGACAUUUUCCGUGUUGACUGACCUUUAUGUCUUAAAGUAAUGAUGGACCAUCGUUUUUCUUUGCUUAUUUGAGGUGUUCUUGCCAUAAUAUGGACUUGGUCUUUUACCAAAUAGGGCUAUCUUCUGUAUACCCCCCCCCCCCCCCCCCCACCUUGUCACAACACAACUGAUUGGCUCAAAUGCAUUAAGAAGGUAAUACAUUCCACAAAUUAACUUUUAAGAAGGCACACCUGUUAAUUGAAAUGCAUUCCAGGUGACUACCUCAUGAAGCUGGUUGAGAGAAUGCCAAGAGUGUGCAAAGCUGUCAUCAAGGCAAAGGGUGGCUGUUUGAAGAAUCUCAAAUAUGAAAUAUAUUUUGAUUUGUUUAACACUUUUUAGGUUACUACAUGAUUCCAUAUGUGUCAUUUCAUAGUUUUGAUGUCUUCAUUAUUAUUCUACAAUAUAGAAAAUAGUACAAAUAAAGAAAAACCCUUGAAUGAGUAGGUGUUCUAAAACUUUUGACUGGUAGUGUAUUUUUGCGGGUUCUUUUUCAUGUGUGUGCAUUUGUUUGUCUGCAAGUCUGUCUGUGUGCGCUUGCUUUUGUGUGUAUUAGUAUUAGUAUUUGUGUGUGUGUGUGUGUGUGUGUGUGUGUGUGUGUGUGGUGUGUGGGUGUGUGUGUGUGUGUGUGUGUGUGUGUGUGUGUGUGUGUGUGCGUGUGUGCGUGUGCGUGUGCGUGUGCGUGCGUGCGUGCGUGCGUGUGUUUAUAUGCAGAGGGCAGUGCGGUGCUGGCACACAGCUGGAGUGCGUCAAUGUUUGGGCGUGAGACCAGACCGCACUGCGCACACACACACACACACACACACAGACAUACACAGACAGACAGACACACACACAUACACACAUACAUACACAGACAGACACACACAGACAUACAUACACACACAGACAGACACACACAGACAGACAGACAGACACACCCAGACAGACACACACAGACAGACACACCUACACAGACAGACACACACAGACAUACACACACAGACAUACACACACAGACAUACACAGACCGCGCUGCUGACACAUCACAGGAGCAGGGAGCGCCACUGGGCCUCUCUGUGACCUCAUCAGCCAGCGGCGGGCAGGGCACCACUCUGAUCACACUGCCAGCUAGGAUGGAGAGGAGAGGAGAGGAGAGGAGAGGAGAGGAGAGGAGAGGAGAGGAGAGGAGAGGAGAGGAGAGGAGAGGAGAGGAGAGGAGAGGAGAUAUCUUGUAAUUCUCAAGUCAGGUUUGAGAGGUUCUGCUUUAAGCUGACAGUAUACAAAUGCUUUUCAGGAGAUACCAAAGUGGUCCAUUCUAAGCCCACAGAGAAACAGCCCACUGGGCUCAACAUUGUUUCAAUGAAAUGAAAUGACGUGACGUGGAACCAACGUGGAAUAGACAUUGAAUUGACAUCUGUGCCCUGUGGGAGGGCCUUCAGGUUGUGUCUAAUCUUAUCUGGUCUUUGCACAUAAGAUGUGCCCUGCAGUUGGAGAUACACACCUACUUAUUAACAACUUAACCUCAUCCCUUCUGACUGCUGACUCUCUGCUGUUCUAUUGGUAAAUAAGCCCAUGUGUGUGUUCAGCCACAGAGUUCGCCAGCCAAACCCUGUGUUACCCUGCUCAGCCUUGCCCCUAGCAGUGGUGUGCCACCACACACACACUCGCUGUCGGUUCUGGGUGUGUCCGGUGUGCGUGCCACCCAAAACAGUCCCAGCUGAGGUGCAUUAAAAGCUCAUGACCACAGCAGAUGACCUGUGGAACACUGAUCACCCAAACUUCCCCUCUCUAACUCUCUCUUAUCCGUCUGCUUCAAAGAGCGAGAGCUUGAGCCACCGCAGUGGAGCGCCUUAGCCUCCCUCUGACACGGCUCUAUCAGAGAUCACACUCACAGGGCUCUUGGCAGACGACGAAAGAGAAAUCCUCAGCCUCAAACGGAUGAGCGUUUGGUUCUGUCCUGAGGAACCAUGGAGUUCUCUCUGAUUCGAUAUGGACUCUUUUGGGUCUCCUGGGAGUCACGUAGAACUAGUUUAUUCCUCUCUGAUUUGAACAGGAACUGUGAUAACUAUAAAGAGGAUUGAAUGAAGCCUUGUUCUGUUGGUUUGGCAGAGUUACACUGAGUUUCAUACAGUCGUUCCAAGCAUAUAUCUGCUUUUAUCCCUCUCCCUGGGAGCAGAUUGUAAAGAUUAUAUUGGUUACUGCAGGUCACUGCAGACUCUUUUGAUUAAGUGGAAGGAAACGAGAUGGCCAGUCAGGAGACAGACAAGACAGUCAGCCUGUGUGUGUGGGUUCAUUGCCGGAAGAUUUUUCUGAGCCGCAAGGUGCAAACGGCACAAAGUGAAACCAGCACCAGCAGCAAGCAGUUAGGGCGUAUGAAAGGUAGAAUGAAAGGUAGAAUGAAAGGUAGAAUGCACAAGGCACUCAAGGGGAUGAAAACGAACGAACACAGAUUCAGGAUGAAAGCUCAGAGAACACCAGGUUUUAGAAAGACAAAAGGGAGGGGGGGGGGGGAGGGGGGGGGGGGGGUUCGGUUCAAGAUGAAAGAAAGCUCUCACAGGUAGAAAUGACCGCUGAAGGAAGGGACUUUUAAUUGGAUGCCGGGAGACAAACACUCCAGGCGGAGACAUUAGUAUGCAAGCGGUCGUGAGAGAGAGAGAUCAGGAGAUGGGAGAGAUAGAGAGAGAGAGGGGAGAGGAGAGAGAGUGAGAGGAGAGAGAGAGGUCGAGAAGAGAGAGGUCGCGCUAGAAGAGGUCGAGAUAGAAGAGAGAAGAGAGAGAGAGAGAGAUUCGAGAGAUAGAGAGAGGUCGAGAUAAGCUAAGAGAGGAGAGAGAGAUCGAGAGAGAGAGAAGGAUGAGCGAGAGAGAGAUUCUAGAGAGAGAGAGAGAUAGAUAGAGAUAUCUAAGACAGGAGAGAGUGAGAGAGAGAGAGAGAGAGAUAGAGAGAUUAGAGAUAGAGAUGAGAGAGAGAGAGAGAGAGCGGCAUCACAAAGAGAGUGUUUCUCUCUCACACCAUCACUAACACUCACUGUCUCAGUCAUUCAACCCAUCCCUCUCUUUUCCCCUAUAAACACAUAAACCAUGAAGAACAACCUUCUAUGGCUGCUGAUACAAAUCAUUUAUUGAGAUAUUUAUAUCCCCCUCAGGUUCUCUCUCAAAUCCCUCUUGCUCAUUGAAAGACUUAUGCUAACCUCUCUCUCUCUCUACCCACCCUCUCAGAGUACCCAUGUUCAGGCAUGCUUGGCAUGGUAUCAGGCCUGAUCACUGACGCCCAGAUCACAGCUUCGUCCCACACGGACCGGAGCUGGGUACCCGAGAACGCCCGCCUGCUGACCAGCCGCUCCGGGUGGACCCUGCUGCCCCAGCCCCAGCCUUUCACCUCAGAGUGGCUACAGGUUAAAUCAACUAUAUUAAUAUACUAUUCUUAUGGUUUUGCUUUGCAAUUGGAGAAAGGUUUGAUGGUUAUGAAAUAUUAUUGGUUCAUAUAACAUAUCACAAGAAAUGUUGGUUUUCUGAGAAUAUAUCCUACCUUUACGUACAAAGAAUUUGGCCAAAAUGAUGAUGAGAUUACAAAUAAACAGUUGGGAAACACUUUACUUACGGCAUACAGGUAUAAUGCAUUAUGAUGCUGUCAUGAGUAUGUAUGAACUGCUUACAAUGCGUUUCCUCUCCAUUCAUCUGCAGGUGGACCUGGGGGAGGAGAAGCUGGUACGAGGGCUCAUCAUCCAGGGAGGGAAACACAGAGAGAACAAGGUGUUCAUGAAGAAGUUCAGACUGGGAUACAGUAACAACGGAUCUGAUUGGAAGAUGGUCCAGGAUGCCAACGGCAACAAGCCAAAGGUAAGGAAGAACUGUUUUCAUUGGUUCAUUUGUUGACUAUCUAAUGGGAAAUGAUCUCCCUAUUUCCAACUGAAAACCAUUCUCAGUGACAUUAAGUAAGAAUACAUUGAGUCAGUUUUCACACAUUCUCUGUGCUGUGGCUGUUGAAACAUUUAUGGAGUCCAUUUGGAUACUACUUUAUAGCACAUUAGGAUAACCAUCUGUAAUGUUUCUCCAAGUCCUACUGCUGCCUAGUCUCUAUCCUCUUAGUAUUCUGCUGCUGUUGCUCAAGCUUUUCAGUGGAAGGAGCGUGUGACACACAGAAACGAUCCUAGAUGUAUCUGUCGGUGUCGGUAUGCUUUGAGUGUGUCACACACGCACAGUGCGUUACACACACACCUCGCACACACACAGAUGCACACCUCCAGGAAGUACCUCUGCAGUCCCCAAUUACAACCUUCUCCAACAGGAUGUACUCUAAAUGUGUUCCAGAUCACCUGAUGGUUGAUUUAUGAAGGAGUGAGAGGCUCGAUAUCUUCCUGUCCUACUUAUCCCUCCAUCUCUCCCUCUUUCCCUAAGAACCUCCGAGCAUCAAAGACAGACGAGACGUGUUCCAGUGUUAACGGUCAUUAAUCCACUACACUCCAUCACUGUUCUCUCCUUUACCACUCGUCUACCUCUCCUUUCUUCUCUUUUCCUCUCCUGUCCUCUCCUCUACCUCUCAUAUCCUCUACUGUCCUGUCAUUUCAUUUCCUCUCCUCUACGUGUACCUCUGUUAUUCCCAAAGAGAAUCCUCCUUUCUUUUUCAGAUGACAAGAUCAGAAGCUGAGCAGAGAGAGAGCAUCAGUCCUCUCCUCUAUCAUACCUCUUCUCUACAUUAUUCCCAAAGAAAAGGCCCCUAGCCUCUCUCUUUCCUCGAAGUAGAGUUCAGAGGAUGAGCAGGGACAGAGUGAGCUGAGGCUGUCCUUGACCUCUGUGUCCUGCUGGGGCGGCUGGUGCUAGUUGUAGCCAACAGGCUCUCGUUUGCAGUCCUACUGACAGUGCUUUUUAGAUGUCAGCUGGAGAAAUCUGGUCAAUCUUCCCUUAUUUUCUCCCCUCUCUCAGCCCUGCUCCUUUUCAAAAGGAAGGAAUAAGUGUUCCUUAGGGUCUCUGUGAUAGGAGAGAGACAUCAGACAUUAUCAGACAGUAAUAUUGCUCUCUUUCUUUCUCUCUCUAUCUGUAUCUGUCUCUCUCAGCCUCUCUCUCUGUUGCAGUGUGUAUGGUAGAGGACUUCUCCUCUGCUGUUGUCUAUGAACUAACACAGAUGGUCCUCUCCACAGAUUUUCGAGGGGAAUCAGAACUAUGAUACACCAGAGCUGAGGACCGUGGAGCCCUUGCUGACCCGAUACAUCAGGGUUUACCCAGAGAGGUCCACCCCUGCUGGGAUGGGCCUGCGACUCGAGCUUCUGGGCUGUGAGAUCGAAGGUAGGCCUCAAAUGGAAUCCUACACACACGCACAUCAAUUGUAGACACAUGUAGACUACAAACACACACGCACACCAGUGGAUGCUGCUGAGGAGAGGACAGCUCAUAAAAUGGCGGGAAUGGAGUCAAUGGAAUGGUAUCAAACACGUAGUUCCCAUGUGGUUGAUACCAUUCCAUUGACUCCAUUCCAGCCAUUAUUAUGAGCCAUCCUCCCCUCAGCAGCCUCCACUGACGCACACAUACACACACACAUCUUCUAUCAUCCGUGUGAUGACAGUUCUAUGACUGAAUGCAUGGUGUUUGUUGAGGUGGGGGUAUUCUAAGGAUUCCCCCUGUGGAGUCAACAGCUGUCCCAGGCCCACUAGGCCCCACUAUCUCUCCCUGAGAGGGACAGUUGUCUAGUCUCCAUGCAUGCUGCAUCAAAGCCAUUCCUGAAGCAAGACCGCUCAUACAUAUUACAUGGGAUCAAAUGAAACCCCAUCUGCCCUGAGGAUUACUGCCAACCCCUUCUAGUCCCUGUUCCAUCCUUUCUCUGGGGCCAAUCUCCAACUUCCUCCCUCCCUGCCUCCCUCCCUCCCUCUUUCUCUCUCUCCUCUCCCCUCUGUCUGCCUCUCUCGCUCUCUGUCUCGCUCUCUUCACCUCUCCCCUCUCUCUCUCUCUCCCUGUCUGUCUCUCUCUCUCUCUCUCUCUCUCCACCUGUCUCUUUCUCUCUCUCCCCUCUCUGCUAUGAGAACAUGCUCUGGCGGGCCAGGCCUAAGUGGGUUUACAUAUUGGAUUUCAGGGAGGCUGUAGCAAGCACAGCCCUGUGUAAGCCAUGGAGUCCCACUGGGGCUUUAGAAGGAUGAUAAUGCUUGUUUUCACUGUUAAUGCCACCACACACUCAAACACACACACAAAAACACACAUACAAAAACACACACAUAAACACACACACAGGUAUGUGAGUGGUGGUGUGUAAACUAAGACCCAGGAGUACAGCUAAAUCCAUCUUUCUCCAACUAGAGCACUGACCCUGUCACUGACCCCUCCACCCUGAAUCUGACAGAGGUUGAUCACUCAUAUUUCAUAUAGCAGAGGGCGAGGGGAAUUCUCGAUUACACAUGCACUCUUUCCUUUCCCUUUCUCUCUCAAUCUCCCUCUCUCUCAAUCUCCCUCUCUCUUAAUUUCCUACUCUCAAUCUCCCUCUCUCUCAACAUCUCCCUCUCUCUCAAUCUCCCUCUCUCUCAAUCUCCCUCUCUCUCAAUCUCCCUCCUUCCCUCCCUUCUUCCCUCCCUCCGUCCUGGGGAAGCCUGCUCAUUACUCUGUCAGGGUAAACACAUCCAGGCUGUGUGUUAGCGGAGCGUGGAUCAGAGCUGGGGCCGUGCCCACAUCCAACGAGGCCAGUGGUCCCUAAUGAUAGGCCAGGGUGGGGCCCAGCCUCCAGCCCAAUUCUAGACCCAUGCAUCUGAUCUCCAGCCUAAACCAAAAGCUAGACUGUGUUCCAAAUGGCACCCUAUUCCCUAAGUAGUGGCCUGGUCAAAAGUAGUUCACUAUAUACAAUGCCUUCGGAAAGUAUUCAGACCCCUUGAUUUUUCCACAUUUUGUUAUGUUACAGCCUUAUUCUAAAAUGGAUACACACAAUACCCCAUCAUGACAAAGCAAAACCUGAAAAAAAAAGGGAAAUAUCACAUUUACAUAAGUAUUCAGACCCUUUACUCAGUACUUGCCUCCCGAGUGGCGCAGUGGUCUAAGGCACUGCAUCGCAGUGCUAGCUGUGCCACUAGAGAUCCUGGUUCGAAUCCAGGCUCUGUCAUAGCCGGCCGCGACCGGGAGACCCAUGGGGCAGCGCACAAUUGGCCCAGCGUCGUCCAGGGUAGGGGAGGGAAUGGCCGGCAGGGAUGUAGCUCAGUUGGUAGAGCAUGGUGUUUGCAACGCCAGGGUUGUGGAUUCGAUUCCCACAGGGGGCCAGUAUGAAAAAUAAAAAAAGUAUGUAUGCACUCUGGAUAAGAGCGUCUGCUAAAUGACGUAAAUGUAAAUGUACUUUGUUGAAGCACCUUUGGCAGCAAUUACAGCCUCAAGUCUUCUUGGGUAUGACGCUACAAGCUUGGCACACCUGUAUUUGGGGAGUUUCUCCCAUUCUUCUCUGCAGAACCUCUAUUUGCCUCGAUCCUGACUAGUCUCCCAGUCCCUGCCGCUGAAAAACAUCCCCACACCAUGAUGCUGCCACCACCAUGCUUCACCGUAGGGAUGGUGCCAGGUUUCCUCCAGACGUGACGCUUGGCAUUCAGGCCAAAGAGUUCAAUCUUGGUUUCAUCAGACCAGAGAAUCUUGUUUCUCAUGGUCUGAGAGUCUUUAGGUUACUUUUGGCAAACUCCAAGCGGGCUUUCAUGUGCCUUUUACUGAGGAGUGGCUUCCCUCUGGUCACUCUACCAUAAAGUCCUGAUUGGUGGAGUGCUGCAGAGAUGGUUGUCCUUCUGGAAGUUUCUCCCAUCUCCACAGAGGAGCUCUAGAGCUCUGUCAGAGUGGCCAUCGGGUUCUUGGUCAACUCCCUGACCAAGAACCUUCUCCCCCGAUUGCUCAGUUUAGCUGGGCGGCCAUCUUUAGGAAGAGUCUUGGUGGUUCCAAACUUCUUCCAUUUAAGAAUGAUGGAGGCCACUGUGUUCUUGGGGACCUUCAAUGCUGCAGAAUUUUUUUAUACCCUUCCCCACAUCUGUGCCUCGACACAAUCCUGUCUCGGAGCUCUACGGACAAUUCCUUCGACCUCAUGGCUUGGUUUUUGCUCUGACAUGCACUGUCAACUGUGGGACCAUAUAUAGACAGGUGUGUGCCUUUCCAAAUCAUGUCCAAUCAAUUGAAUUUACCACAGGUGGACGCCAAUCAAGUUGUAGAAACAUCUCAAGGAUGAUCAAUGGAAACAGGAUGCACCUGAGCACAAUUUCGAGUCUCAUAGCAAAAGGUCUGAAUACUUAUGUAAAUAAGGUAUUUCUGUUUUUUGUCAUUAUAUGGUAUUGUGUGUAGAUUGCUAAGGAUUUAAUUUGUGGAAAAGUCAAGGGGUCUGAAUACUUAACGAAGGCGCUGUAGGGAAUAGGGUGCAAUUUGGGACACAAACCUAAAGCCUCAGCAUCCACCAUCCACCAUGCACCAUGCACCAUGCACCAUCCACCAUCCACCAUCCACCAUGCACCAUGCACCAUGCACCAUCCACCAUGCACCAUGCACCAUGCACCAUCCACCAUCCACCAUCCACCAUGCACCAUGCACCAUCCACCAUCCACCAUCCACCAUCACCAUGCACCAUCCACCAUCCACCAUCCACCAUGCACCAUGCACCAUCCACCAUCCACCAUCCACCAUCCACCAUGCACCAUGCACCAUCCACCAUGCACCAUCCUCUGUAGCUCAGCUGGUAGAGCACGGCGCUUGUAACGCCAAGGUAGUGGUCGAUCCCCGGACCACCAUACACAAAAAAAUGUAUGCACGCAUGAUGUAAGUCGCUUUGGAUAAAAGCGUCUGCUAAUGGCAUAUUAUUAUUAUUAUUAUUACCAUCCACCAUGCACCAUGCACCAUCCACCAUCCACCAUGCACCAUCCACAAUUCACCAUCCACCAUGCACCAUGCACCAUCCACCAGCACAAUCCACCAUCCAUUGUAUGUGUUUGUAUAUGUUUGUGUGUGGUGUAUGUUUGUGUGUGUGGUGUAUGUGUGGGGUGUAUGUGUGGGGUAUAUUUGUUUGGUGUGUGUGAUACCGCAAACCCUAAAAAGGAGCAGCUGAAUGCAAGUUUAACAUGUCCUUUCUUUUUCUAACUCUUUCUCUCCCUCUCUCCUCCGCAGCUCCCACCCUCCCCCCCACCACGCCCGCCCCCACCACCACCCCAUCAGACGACUGUGAUGAUGACCAGGCCAGCUGCCACAGUGGAACAGGUGAUGACUACGAUGUGACAGGUGCUAACAUCACUCUCAUGAGACUGCUACCUCCCCUACCCCUCUACCUCUACUCUCGCUUUAUACUAAGCCCAACAUACACCCAUAAACACACACACCGGCAGAGACACAGACAGACACACACCUAAUCACCUGCACCUGCAACCCCAUCUUCCUCCAAAAACUAUUUCCCCACUACAACUCCCCUUUUACAAUCUAAUGAGAAACCUUAUCUCAUGCACCUGAGACCCUGUCUACCACCCUCACCCCAAUGUCCUCCCUCUAACACACACACACCUGAACAGCCCUCUCACCUGCACACGUCUGCCUCUCCCCCUCCUCCCAUCCCCCACCCAGCUGUGUUUCCCUCUCAGCCUUUUAUCUCUCAGCAGCCUUGUUCUCUUUCUAGCCUGGCCUCUUUCCCCACUAACCUGAUUAUAACCUGACUUACUGCCCCUGAGUUCCACCUUUCUAUACCUCGCUGUUCCCUAUGGAUAAUCCUGUCCCAACCGGCACCCUAUUCCUUUUAUAGUGUACUACUUUUUCCCAGGGCCAAUAGUAGUGCACUACAUAUGGAAUAGGGUGCCAUUUGGGACAUAGCCAUGGAGUUCUCUCUUUGGCUAUUCCUCUCCCCUAACCCCAUUUCAAAGCAGCAAUGAGUGAUGUGCAUGGCACUCUCAGUCACUCUGGUUCUCUCCCUCCUGGCCCUACAUAUAGUGAAAGAGGGAGUGUGGAAGUGUUUGGCAGGAGUUAAGAGACAUAGAAGGAGAGGGGGCAUCCGUUUGGCACCAGAAUAAUGUGUUACGGCUAGGCUAACUAUGCUAUGUUUUAUGUGUUACGGCUAGGCUAACUAUGCUAUGUUUUAUGUGUUAAGGCUAGGCUAACUAUGCUACACUGUUAUGUGUUACAUUUUAACAUUUUAGUCAUUUAGCAGACGCUCUUAUCCAGAGCAACUUACAGUUAGUGCAUACAUUUUCAUACUAGGCUAGGCUAGUCUCUAGACAGAUGGGUUGCCUCCCACAAUGUAACCAAUGUUCCUAGCGCUGUUGCCCUAUGUCUGGGAUUUCCCAGACUACGGCUAGGAUAACUGUGCAAUGCUGUUAUGCGUUUCAGCUAGGCUAACUGUGCUAACACUGUGUUCUUACAGGUGGGAACCACAAUGCCAGAGGCUAUGACAGAGGUGGACACCAUCCCAGGUUAGGACCCAUUGUAUUAUGAAUGUACUGUAUAUGAGACUUGUGUCUGUGUGACUGUAUGUGUGUGUGAGGGGCUUUGAAUGCAUGUGUGUGGGGUUAAUUCGUGUGUGGGUGGACAUCGUUUUUUCCAGUAGUAGACUACUGAAGAAAAAUCUGUCCUCUAGUAUUCAUCAGAUGUGAACUGUGGGGCUGCUCAUUGAAUGAAAAAACCAAAACUAUCUUAAGUGUCUGUGUGCCUGAAAUGUAAUUCCACAUGGGAAUUCCAUCCUUUGUGUUUAAUGGGUAAAUAUAUUCUGCUGCCUGCAGAAAUUAGUUAAAACCCAGAGAUUAUUAAAGGGAAUAUUGGCUCAGAUGUUUUAUCCUUUGGAGAGCUGGGGCCUUAGUGCUUGCACAGACACAGACACAGGCCUUCUGAGGCAUAGCUGACAUCCUAAACAUAUCUCCCUUGUGCUGCUUCUUUGGAAAUCUCUUUUUUUAUCCAAUUUGAUAACAGAACGAAGCUCCCCAUUGCCCCACUCUUUACACACAUACUGUACUCUCAGAAGGCCUUUCAGCUCUGUGUGUGUGUGUGUGUGUGUGUGUGGGGGGGGGGGGGGCUCAUUAUAAAGCCAUCUCUAUCAGUAUGCUGUACACAUAAAUACUCUCUUUCUCACUCUUUCUCUUUCUCUCUCUCCAUCUCUCUCCUCUCCUGCUCUCUAUUCCUUUACUGUUAUUGUACACCUUUUUUUAUGAGCCCAUAUCCUAUGGAGGACUAAAAGUGCCACAAUUAAAUAAAUAAAUACACCAUUAAAUAAUUACUUAAAUGUGUCAUUAAUUAAUUAAAAUUAGAAUUAAAUACAUAAAUGUGUUAUUAAAUGUGUCAUUAAUUAAUUCAAAUACCGAUUCAUUUUAUGUAAAAUACAUAUAUAAUAAUUUCACUAUUUACAUUUACAUUUCAUGGUCCUGCGUUGGAGUGCUUCCUGAAUUACUUAAAACUGUCAAACUGACCCAUCAAAAGUUGGUAGGCGGAACCUAACGCCUGAUUGGUUACCCUCUGCAUCAAGCCAAGACAAAUCAAUUCCGGAUAAUGUCAGCAGGUCCUGCUUCUACAUCCUCUGCUAAGUUUAAAAUGUCUCUAACCAACUCCCUGGAAAGUUCACGGAGAUCCUCCAUUGUCUCUAUCCAGGUUGGCCUACUCUACUUCAGACCAAAGCAAUGGAUCAGACUAGAUUCGCGUUAGCCCCGCCCACUGACUUUGAUGGGUCAGUUUGACAGUUUUAAGUAAUUCAUGAAUCACUGCAAUGCAGGAUCAUGAAAUGUAAAUGUAAAUAGUGAAAUAAUUAUAUAUGUAUUUUACAUAAAAUGAAUCGGUAUUUGAAUUAAUUAAUGAUACAUUUAAUUACACAUUUAUGUAUUUAAUUCUAAUUUUAAUUAAUUAAUGACACAUUUAGAAUUAUUUAAUGGUGGUAUUUAUUUAUUAAUUGUGGCACUUUUAGUCCUCCAUAAUAUCCCGUUCAUGCGCUCUGUUUAUUAAAAGAGAACAUUAACUGGAUUUAUUCCACAUCUCCCUCCGUGCAAUGUCUGCAUUGAGCCCCCUACAUUCACCCAUUUGGCUCUCCCUGAUUUCUUGUAUAUAAUCGGUGUAUCUCUCUAAUGUAUCAAGAAUAGGAAAAUGAGUCUAAAGACUAUAAAGAGAAAGGAUACGAAUCGGGUAUAUAUAUGGAUAUAUUAAUCAAGUAUAUGUAUAUAGAGAUGUAUAUCUAUAACUAUAAUGGUAAUAUAUAUAUUUCUGUAUCAUAAAGUUUUACUUCCCCGGUUCAUUUCUCCCGUUUUAAAAUUAAAUUAUAAAAAGGGGGUUUUUUUCCGUUAAAACCAAAUAAAACCUCCCUUCUUUUCCUCCCGGGGUUUUCUCUUUUUUCCUUUUUCUUUCCUUUUUUUUGCUACUUUUUCCCUUUUUUUUCCGCAACAGGAAACGGGGGGGAAGAAGAGGGGAAAGGGGGGAGAGAGGGAAAAGGGGGGAGAAAAGGGGGGGAGAAAGGGAAGGGAAGAAGGGGGGGGAAAAAAGGGGGGGGGGGGGGGGGGGGGGGGGGGGAAAAAAAGGGGGGGGCCCCCCCCCGGGGGGGGGGGAAAACAAAAAAAAACCCCAAAGCCAAUUUUGGGCCCCAAAAAAAAAAAAAACCCCACCCAGAGAAAAGGGAAAGGGGGGAGAGAGAGGGAGCGAGGAAAGGGGGGAAAAGGGAGAGAAGAGGAGAGGAGGGAGAGAGAGAGGAGAGAGAAAGGGGAGAGGCCCGGAAGUACAAGGCGAAUAGAUAUACUAUCUAUGCCCUGUAUCUACUCUGUUCUAUAUAUAUAUUCUAUCAGGUGAUACGCAAUGUGUAUCUGCUAAUCUUACUCAUAUAAUAUACGCCUAGAUAUAUAUAUCUAUAUCGCGAUCUCUCUGCUCUAUCUCAAGUAUCUCACGUCUCUAACUAUCUUCGUCGUCUCUAUCUCUCUAGAUCUAUCUCUCUCUCUCUCUCUCCUCUCUCUCUAUCUCUCCUUCUCUUCUCUCCUCUCUCUCUCUCUCUCUCUCUCUUCUCCAUUCUCUCUCUCUCUCCUUGUCUCUCACUCUCUCCCUGUCUCUCUCUCUCUCUCCCUGUCUCUCGUAGGUGUUUUAUUACGCUCAAGCGCCCUUUCCUCUAAUAUUUGAGUUUCACAGUUCUCUGCUUCCCUCUAGUGAUUUACCUAAAUAAACCAUCUCCACAACACUCACUGUAUCUAGUCUAGUGGGCCCUCAGGUCAUCACAACUCCUCACUGAGUCAUGUUUAUACAAUGGUCUAUUUCAACCAGUUUGUGGUCUGACCCUGACCCCUGACACACUGCAGAAUCUAGAAUAUUUAUAUGUAUCUCUAUGUAACACUGUGACCUGUGAUCUGUCCCCCUGCUCUGCAGCGUUCCUGUGGUUUGCGUGUGACUUUGGCUGGGCCAACGACCCCUCGUUCUGCAGUUGGACCUCAGAGGACAGCAGCUUCAGAUGGCAGAUACAGUCCAGCGGGACGCCCACGCUCAACACUGGACCCAACAUGGACCACACAGGUACAGACACACAGACACAUCAACAACAUAAGCUAAUGAUAACUGUAUAAGUCAUUUAUAUCCAGUGUACGUACUCUUCUGACACCUUGUAUCACACACUAUUUAUUUUUCUAAGUCCUUCAUGACAAAGCUGGUCAUACGUAUUCUAACUGUCAAAACCAAGGUUUGGCACUAGGUGAUUUGUUUUCCCACCACUACCUUUUAGCUGAAGAGUGAUGACAUCACAUAUUCCUUUUCUCAUUGGCCCUUGCCCCUUGUCAUGUCCCAUCCAGGUGGAUCUGGUAAUUUCAUCUACACCCUAGCGACGGGGGCCCAGGAAACGGAGGUUGCUAGGCUGGUCAGUCCGGUGGUGACAGUCGGUCAGUCUGACCUGUGCGUGUCGUUCUGGUAUCACAUGUUUGGCUCGCACAUCGGCACGCUACACAUCAAACAGAGAAAGGAGACAGUGGACGGCAUGGCCGACAUACUUCUGUGGACCGUCAGCGGUCACCAGGGCAACCGCUGGAGAGAGGGACGCGUGCUGGUGCCGCACUCCAGUAAACCCUAUCAGGUAUGGAGAGAGUUCUCUGAUCUAUAGGAUUGGACAGAUCAAUGUAGUAUGUCUCAUAUACAUUACAACUACAUUAUAUAUACAAAAGUAUGUGAACACCCCUUCAUAUUAGUGGAUUCGGCUAUUUCAGCCACACCCGUUGCUGACAGGUGUAUAAAAUCGAGCACACAGCCAUGCAAUCUCCAUAGACAAACAUUGGCAGUAGAAUGGCCUUACUGAAGAACUCAGUGACAAAUCUCUGCCCUGCUAGAGCUGCCCCGGUCAACUGUAAGUGCUGUUAUUGUCAAGUGGAAACGUCUAGGAGCAACAACGGCUCAGCCGCGAGGUGGUAGGCCACACAAGCUCACAGAACGGGACCGCCGAGUGCUGAAGCGCGUAGCGCGUAAAAAUCAUCUACCGAGUACCAAACUGCCUCUGGAAGCAAGGUCAGCACAAGAACUGUUAGUCGGGAGCUUGGUGAAAUGGGAUUCCAUGGCCGAGCAGCCGCACACAAGCCUAAGAUCACCAUACACAAUGCCAAGUGUUGGCUGGAGUGGUGUAAAGCUUGCCGCCAUUGGCUGGAGUGAUGAAUCACGCUUCACCAUCUGGCAGUACAACGGACAAAUCUGGGUUUGGUGGAUGCCAGGAGAACGCUACCUGCCCCAAUGCAUAGUACCAACUGUAAAGUUUUGUAGAGGAGGAAUAAUGGUCUGGGGCUGUUUUUCAUGGUUCUGGCUAAGCCCCUUAGUUCCAGUGAAGGGAAAUCUUAACGCUACAGCAUUCAAUCACAUUCUAGACGAUUCUGUGCUUCCAACUUUGUUUCAACAUGACAAUGCCCCCGUGCACAAAGUGAGGUCUAUACAGACAUGGUUUGUCGAGAUCGGUGUGGAAGAACUUGACUGGCCUGCACAGAGCCCUGAUGUCCACAGAGCCCUGACCUCAACCCCAUCGAACACCUUUGGGAUGAAUUAGAACGCCGACUACAAACCAGGCCUAAUCGCCCAACAUCAGUGCCCGACCUCACUAAUACUCUUGUGGCUGAAUGGAAGCAAGUCCCGGCAGCAAUGUUCCAACAUCUAGUGGAAAGCCUUCCCAGAAGAGUGGAGGCUGUUAUAGCAGCAAAGGGGGGACCAACUCCAUAUUAAUGCCCAUGAUUUUGGAAUGAGAUGUUCGACAAGCAGGUGUCCACAUACUUUUGGUCAUGCAACGUAUGUUUGAUAUGUAUAAAUGCAACACUUUUUUAAUUGCAGGGCCCGUUUCGUUUGAUUAGUGCUACUUAGUAAUUAGAGAGAUGAUCAAAUUUAAUUGGGAAAUGAGUUGUUGAGAGGUUGUUCUAAGGUUAUUAAAAGGUUGUUCUCUCUUUCUUCCAGGUGGUGAUUGAAGGGUUGGUGGAGAGGAAGAGUUGGGGUGAUAUCGCUGUGGACGAUAUCAAGAUCCUGGACAAUCUGAACAUGGCUGACUGCAAGGGUGAGUGUUACGUCGCUACAUUGAUCCUUCAAGCCGGAUUUGAACCAGUGACAUAAGAACACCAGUCUGCACAGGCCUAACAUUUAGGGAAUGUUUCGCAGACACAGAUUAAGCAUAGUCCUGGACUAAAACGCAAACUCAAUACAGACUCGCCAUUGAAAGUGCUUUUUUGUCCAGGACUAGGUUUAAUCUGUGUCCCGGAAACCGGCCCUCUAUGUCAUGUUCAGUGUAAAGAGUGAGAUGAUUUUUCUACUAUUGUGCUGGAGGGAAGGACUUCUAACUAUCUCUCUGUCUUCCUCAACAGAUCCUGAUGUUCCUACAGAGUCCAUGCUGCCUGAAGACAGAUUCAAUGAAAUCAGUAAGUCACAUUACAUAUUGAUAGAAAAUGUUUGAGAUGACUGUAGAUUUCACUAAUACGUCCAUCUGCUCAACGUCUUCCUCACUCUCUCUUCUCUGUAACACACAGCUUAGGAAUUUAGUGUUGAAAAAUAAGCAAAAAAAGCAUUGUCCAAACAUAUGCAACAGCUAUCUACAAAGCUGUAGAUUUCUCUGAAUAGUGGGAUGGUUGAAUAUGAAAUAAAUGUUGUCCUUCUAGGUCCCAUUACGCCUGUCUACUCACCCUCUUCUUCUUCUCUCCUGUAGUGGUGGACAUCACAGAUUUCCCUGAGAUCGUGGAGAGCAAUGAGAUCCUCAACGGUGUCAGUGGUGGGGCAGGUAACAUGCUGAAGACACUGGACCCUAUCCUCAUCACCAUCAUCGCUAUGAGCGCCCUAGGGGUCUUCCUGGGGGCCAUCUGUGGGGUCGUCCUCUACUGUGCCUGCUCACACGGCCACAUGUCCGACAGGAACUUAUCCGCUCUGGAGAACUAUAACUUUGAGCUGGUGGAUGGAGUCAAGCUAAAGAAGGACAAACUCAACUCACAGAACUCAUACACAGAGGCGUGA